This is a messenger RNA of Phytophthora infestans T30-4, 873 nucleotides long. Its product is annotated as aquaporin, putative. Gene Ontology annotation, cellular component: plasma membrane. The coding region runs from base 1 to 873 and encodes 290 amino acids. Gene Ontology annotation, molecular function: glycerol channel activity; water channel activity. The transcript has a single exon. Gene Ontology annotation, biological process: water transport; glycerol transmembrane transport. Lineage: Eukaryota; Oomycota; Peronosporomycetes; Peronosporales; Peronosporaceae. The record is from RefSeq and is a predicted model, not a curated record.
AUGUCGGGCAACGACGACAAGAUCGAGAACGGCUACGUCGGCGUGCAAGAACCAGAUGUGUUUAUGAAUCUCGAGCCCACCAAGCCGUUCCAAGUCAAAUCGCCGCUCUUCCGCGAGUGUCUGGCCGAAUUCCUCGGCACCAUGGUCAUGAUCAUGUUUGGUGAUGGCGUUGUGGCCCAGGUCGUGCUCAGCGAAGGCACCAAGGGCGAGUACAUCAACAUCAACUUGUGCUGGGGUCUCGGUGUGCUGUUCGGCAUCCACGUUUCGGGUGGUGUCUCUGGUGCCCACCUUAACCCGGCCGUGACCACCACGCUGGCGUGGUUCGGCCGCAUGGAGUGGAAGAAGGUCCCGUACUACGUCGUUUCACAGAUCCUUGGCGCCUUCGUAGCGGCGUUCGUUGUCUGGGUGGUGUACUUCCCGAUGUUUAACGUGAUCGACCCCCAAAAGACCUCAACUCAGGGCGUGUUCGCCACGUACCCGUACAGCAACGACGUCCCGGUCGGCACCUGUUUCCUGACUGAGGUGGUGGGCACGGCACUUCUAAUGGGCUGCAUCUUUGCUAUCGGUGACGAGCUCAACAAGCCUGCCAACCCCUACACGCAACCUGGUGCUGUGGCUCUGCUGGUGGUGGCCAUCGGUAUGGCUUUCGGCAUGAACUCUGGCUACGCCAUCAACCCUGCGCGUGACUUUGGUCCUCGUUUCUUUUCGUGGAUCGCCGGCUGGGGAUCGGACGUGUUUACUCUGCGCGACUCGUACUUCUGGGUGCCGAUUGUAGGCCCGCUGCUUGGGGGACCCAUUGGCGCUGGCAUUUACGUUGGCCUCAUCGAGCACCACCACCCGCGUGAAUACAAGCAUCCGCUUGAGAAUCAGUAA